Entrophospora candida is the source of this 294-nucleotide messenger RNA. NCBI's taxonomy places the organism in Eukaryota, Fungi, Glomeromycota, Glomeromycetes, Entrophosporales, Entrophosporaceae. The record is from the annotation of a GenBank genome assembly.
AACUCGAGAACCAGUGAACUAAAAAUUUUUGGCGUAGUGGCGCAGUGGACUAGCUCCUGCACCAUAUCCGAUUUUGUAACUUCGUGUUGUGAAAAUCUUGGUGGGACAAGUAUUUAUCCAAUUAGAUUGGAAAUCCCGGGAUUGAAAGAUGCCUUGAUAAAAGUUCUUCAAGAUUUUAAUUUACAGGCGUCAUUACAAGAAGGUUGUCAAAGAAUUUUGGUUAAUGACAGUGUUUCGAUGGCUAAUCAACUUCACAAAGCACAGAAACGUGGCAUUUCAAUUGAAAGUUAUUAG